Molecule: messenger RNA, 3164 nt
Organism: Solea solea (common sole)
Lineage: Eukaryota; Metazoa; Chordata; Actinopteri; Pleuronectiformes; Soleidae
Product: carcinoembryonic antigen-related cell adhesion molecule 6-like
Exons: 10
Coding region: 277-1896 (539 amino acids)
Source: RefSeq, a predicted model, not a curated record
UCUCAGGGUGCGUGUGUGUGUUCGUGUGUCUCAGGGUGCGUGUGUGUGUGUCUCUCUCUGGGUGCGUGUGUGUGUGUGUGUCUGGGUGUGAGUGUGUGUGUCUCAGGGUGCGAGUCUGGGUGUGAGUGUAUGUGUGUGUGUGUGUGUGUCUGGGUGUGAGUGUGUGUGUCUCUGGGUGUGAGUGUAUGUGUGUGUGUGUGUGUGUGUCUGGGUGUGUCUGUUAAAGGUGCAGGUAACGUUAGUGGUCGCUCUCACUGAAACUCUUGAACCUUCCUCAUGGAUCCUCUGACGCUGCUGCUGCUGAUGAUGAUCACUGUGAUCGGACGCUGCGCGGGGCAGGAAAUCCUGCCCGAAGGUCCGGUGGACGCGGUUCUGGGGUCGGACGUUGUGAUUCUGACGACGCUGAUGAACAAGCCGGACUACGCUUUCGUUAUCUGGAACUACAACGACGGCCAGGAUCAGACCCACGUCGCCACCGUGGGUUCGACGGGGCUGAAAGUGAACAAACCAUAUGAAGGACGGGUGUCCGUGAACGAAACCAACGGUUACCUGAGCCUGCGGAAGCUGAAACGCGAGGACAGCGGCGACUACAGCAUCACCAUCGUGUCCACUGACGGAGCGACGGAGACCGCAGAGAUCAAGCUGCGGGUCCUGGAGCCGGUGUCCAACGUCGUCAUCAAGUCCAACAUUCCCGAGGCCAUAGAACACAACAGCACCGUGGUCCUCACCUGCUCCGCCGGCGGCUCCUUCCUCACCUUCUCCUGGUUCCACGGCGACGCAACGCUCUUUGCAGAUGGCAAACGCAUCAACAUCAAAAAUGAGGGCACGUCCAGCACGCUGACCAUCGCCGCCGUUCUCAGGUCUGAUCUCACUGCUCCUGUUUCCUGCACAGCUGCCAAUAAGCUGGAGAAAGAGAAGAGCGCUCCCUUCAAACUCACAGUCCACUACGGUCCAGACGAAGUCUCCCUCAGUCCUGUGAAGGUGCCUCAGUUCAUCAGAGCCGGCUCCAACUUCAACCUUUCAUGCUCCGCCCCUUCCAGCCCACCUGCCACCUUCACAUGGUUCCACAACCAGAAGGUGAUGGAGGUGGCUGGUCCGGUCCUCACUUUGAAGGUCAUCCAAUCUCAUGGUUUAGGGAAGACGAUGGAAGAAUACACCUGCAGAGCCACAAACGCCAAAACCCAGCGGAUCAUUGCUUCUGCUGGAGUUUCCUUUGCUGUGAUGGACGCUAUCUCCGGGACUAAAAUUACAGGUCCGACUUCCAUCCUCAUCGCUGGCAACAGUUCAGCCAAUCUCAGUUGCCAGGCAACGGCUGGUGCCGUGAAGACCAGGACGUGGCUGAAGGAUGGUAAAGCUCUGUCACUCAGUGGCCGCCUGGUGUUUUCUGGCGACAAGAGCUCGCUGAUGAUCAACCCGCUGCAGAAAGAAGACAGCGGCGAGUACAAGUGUCAGCUGACCAACCCGGUCAACAGUGACGAAGCUUCCUUCAAGAUGGAGGUCAACUUUGGUCCUGAUCCAGCAGCAGUGGCGGGCGAAGACGCCGUCGAGGUCAACGACAAAGUGACGCUCACUUGCUCAGCGAUGUCUGUCCCGCCCGCCAACUUCACAUGGAAGUUUAACGGCACAGUGACCGAUGUGAAAACAGCACAGUACACCAUCGAGAAGGCUUUAUAUAAGAACAGCGGGACGUACACGUGUGAGGCGUACAACGCCAUCACGGGAAAGACCAGCACGUCCAACCACAAACUGUCCGUCAAAGAGGAGGGAGCGUUGGAUGAAGGACUGUCAGACGGCGCCAUCGCUGGAAUCGUCAUCGCUGUCCUUGUAGCUCUUGGUGCUGCCAUUGGUUUGACCAUGUACUGUCGACAGAAAGUACCGGUGGAGUCUCCGUAUUAGAGACAUCUUUGCUGGACACACAUGUUUAUUUCCCAUCAUCCAUCUGUGCACCACAGAAGGGUGUGUCCAUGGAUCAGCUGGUUUCCAGUGACAACCUUGAUGGACUGGCUUUCACCAAAUGUCUCUGUCUCUCUAAUGAGGACGGUGGAAACGUGUUUGAACUUUUGACUGUUUUCACACACAGAGACACACACACACACACACACUCACACUCACACACACUCUCACACACACACACUCACACUAAAUGAUUGUUUUUGGGAUUAUGUCAGUGUGUGUAUUGGGUGGCUGGGAUUAUUUACCUGACGCAUUCACAGUCAGUGAAGUUAACGUUGACUGUGUCUCUUUCUUACAUUUGUCUCCUCUUCACUUUGACACCAACGCAUUUCUUUUAUUUUCCUUCAUUAGAUGACGUCAUGAUAAAAGUGUUAUUUUUUAAUGACAGGUGAGACAUUUCUCUCAUGUCUCACAUGUCUGUUGUUGUUGUGUUUAUUUGUUAGUGUGUGUUUGUGAUCUCUCAUGUCUCUCAUGUCUCACUUGUCUCUCAUGUCUGUUGUUGUGUUUCUUUGUUAGUGUGUUGUGAUCUCACAUGUCUCUCAUGUCUGUUGUUGUGUUUCUUUGUCAGUGUGUUGUGAUCUCACAUGUCUCUCAUGUCUGUUGUUGUGUUUCUUUGUCAGUGUGUUGUGAUCUCACAUGUCUGUUGUUGUGUUUCUUUGUCAGUGUGUUGUGAUCUCACAUGUCUCUCAUGUCUCUCAUGUCUGUUGUUGUGUUUCUUUGUCAGUGUGUUGUGAUCUCACAUGUCUCUCAUGUCUGUUGUUGUGUUUCUUUGUCAGUGUGUUGUGAUCUCACAUGUCUCUCAUGUCUCUCAUGUCUGUUGUUGUGUUUCUUUGUCAGUGUGUUGUGACCUCACAUGUCUCUCAUGUCUGUUGUUGUGUUUCUUUGUUAGUGUGUUGUGAUCUCACAUGUCAUCGUGCACUGAUCUCCAGUCAGAAAAGUAUUUAUUUUGUUGAAGAUCGUUGUGUUUUUUUUUCUGACGCGUCAACACUCUCUUUUGUCGCCAUGGAAACUGGUUUUAAGAUGGCAGCUCACAGUGAGGGUUGAGUACCACGCUCUCAGUCACUGGUCAGUAACACAAUCGCUGUGAGAAGAGAUUUAUUUCUCAGAAUUAUUUUUACUGAUUUUUCGUGUGUAGCUUAGUUUUGUUAUUGUUUACAAGAAAUAAAUAAAAAGUGAAUCACAUGAAAAAGAUGUGAUAACAAAAAGACAAA